Anopheles marshallii is the source of this 681-nucleotide messenger RNA. RefSeq lists its product as uncharacterized. Lineage: Eukaryota; Metazoa; Arthropoda; Insecta; Diptera; Culicidae. The record is from RefSeq and is a predicted model, not a curated record. Bases 1 to 681 code for a protein of 226 amino acids. The transcript has 3 exons.
AUGAAACCUGCCUGCUUGUUAGUGUCAGCCUUUGUAGUGCUAAUACUAGUGCUCGUGAUCCCGGAAACGCAUGGCAAUGUGCAUGAUUUUGAUGGCAAUGAACUGCACACUCCGCCGUACGAUCGGCGCCGUCCAUUCGGCAAAGAGCAGAUGCCAGUGGGACGCGGAUUUACGGACAGUGCGCGCGAUAUACUGGCCAGUCCAGCCGGUCAGUUGGCUGCGUACGUCGCCAAGGAGAUGAUCAGUCGUUCGGCAGGAAAUAGCCAGGUGCUCAGCUUGAACCUGACGAACCUCUUGAUUCUGUUUCUGCUGAAAGCGCUCAUCUUCGCCGCCGGACUGAUCGGGGCCGGGAACUGGAGCCAGUACGCGCGAGGCCGCAGCGAAGCAGGUGCUGCCAAUGGGGGAUUUUUACUGCCGGGUGAAGCGAACCUCAUCGUCGGCUAUCUGGCCGCGGAAGGUUCCGGCCAGGACGGAUGCCUGAUGCGUUCCGCCUGCCGUGCACCGCGGACGGCGGACGAGUACGCGCGGGCGGCACACGCCCUCAUGAAGGGUGCGGAAAUGUUCAACCCGGAAAUAGCGGACAACUACAACUACAAGCGUCUGCUGGCGAGUCUGGACCGGGCCGCGAUGGAAGGCCUGCAAGGAGCGCCGUGCGAAAUGAUCUACGCCUGUCAUAUCUGA